Molecule: messenger RNA, 348 nt
Organism: Didymodactylos carnosus
Lineage: Eukaryota; Metazoa; Rotifera; Eurotatoria; Philodinida; Philodinidae
Source: the annotation of a GenBank genome assembly
AUGGAUACACGCCCACCGACAAGUAAACCAAAUGAUGAGGAGAAAAUCGAAAGUGAAAGUGAGCUUGAUCCAUCAGAAUUCGAAGAUGAUGAUGACGACGAAUUUCGACCAUUAAGGCAGAAAGAAACAAGAAAACCAACGGCUAAAAGUCAUGAAUCAAAGGUCACACCACUUAAUACUAAAAAACGUAGAGCAGCAAAAAGAGCAUCAAAAGCGCCGAAAACGAUACCGAAUACGGUGUUUCAAAAGGAGACUGAUGUAAUCAAUAUUCAAUUGAAAAAACAUGUAUCACGUAUUGAGAAACUUGAGAAAGUUUAUAAUGUAUUAAAGAAGCAUAAAACGAUGUAA